This is a messenger RNA of Spodoptera exigua (beet armyworm), 780 nucleotides long. The record is from the annotation of a GenBank genome assembly. NCBI's taxonomy places the organism in Eukaryota, Metazoa, Arthropoda, Insecta, Lepidoptera, Noctuidae.
AUGCCGCAGAACGAAUAUAUCGAACGCCACCAAAAGCUAUACGGUAGGAGGCUCGAUUAUGAAGAGCGGAAAAGAAAGCGCGAGGCGCGUGAACCUCACAAGCGUGCUGAGAAGGCUCGCAAGCUGCGCGGUAUCAAGGCCAAGAUCUAUAACAAGGAGCGCCGCAAUGAAAAGAUUCAAAUGAAAAAGAAAAUCAAAGCACAUGAGGAAAAGAAUGUCAAACAGAACACAGAGAAAGUGGCAGAGGGUGCACUGCCUGUGUACCUUCUGGACAGAGAUGUGCAGUCCCGGGCUAAAGUACUGUCUAACAUGAUCAAACAGAAACGUAAAGAAAAGGCUGGAAAAUGGGAUGUACCUAUACCCAAAGUCCGGGCACAGGCUGAUGCAGAGGUAUUCAAAGUACUCAAGUCAGGAAAGACUAAAAGAAAAGCAUGGAAACGUAUGGUCACUAAAGUUACAUUUGUAGGAGAAAACUUCACACGUAAACCUCCUAAGUUUGAGAGAUUCAUCAGGCCUAUGGCACUUAGAUUCAAGAAAGCUCAUGUCACACAUCCCGAGCUGAAAGCCACAUUCUGUUUACCAAUUAUCGGAGUAAAGAAAAACCCCAGCUCACAGAUGUACACAAGUCUUGGAGUUAUAACAAAGGGUACUGUUAUUGAAAUCAACAUUUCCGAACUUGGUCUGGUAACGCAGGCUGGUAAGGUGGUGUGGGGAAAAUAUGCACAAGUUACGAACAACCCAGAGAAUGAUGGCUGCAUAAAUGCUGUACUUUUAGUCUAA